GGUAGCCCGGUCAUGUAUCUAUCUUAAGCAAGAUGCAAAUAUAAAAUAAUAUUGGACACGACGCACUACCUACCACAUACGCUUAAUCGAACGAAAACGAAAUAUUUGUGAAAAUUUUUAUUUAAAACUUAAAAAAAAACUUUGCGCAUAGUGGCUUAUUAAGACGCAUGUUGAUAAGAACGAAACGUGUAUCAGUGCGUAUAUUAUAAUGUAAAAAAAACUUAGUGGAAGAAAAACUGUCUUAGUGUUAUAAUAAAAACCGUCUCCUAUACUCUACAAUCGUUGCUUUUUACACACAUGAAUGAAAAAUUUUAAUAAUUCACCAUGGAUCGGCGAGUCUACUUUUGACUUCAGUUAGUUAUUUGCAGAUGUUCGCACGCGGUUAGUGGAUUAAUAAAAAUUUUAAUUUACUGUAAAGGUGUUUUUCUCGCGUUUGUUUCAUUUUGUGAGAGUGGUGAAUAUCGCAUUUAAUUAUGGAAAAUAAUAACAAACCACCACCCAGCAUAACAAUAAAUGAAAAAGACGAUGAUCCAACCGCUGCUAAUCCAAUGCUAUAUGGACCUUUACAUGGGGCAAAAAUUAGUAAAGCUAAUCAGUACCUAGCUACAGUUAUACUGUGUUUAAGUGCGGUCGCCGCCGGUACAGGCUUAGCAUGGACAGCUCCGGUUUUACCGCAACUGAGCAAUCUGGAAAAUUUAAAUACCACAUCAUUGUAUGCAACGCCCGAGGAAGGAACAUGGAUUGCCUCAUUUCUCGCCAUCGGAGCGUGGUGCGGAGCCAUUCCAAUGGGUAUUUUGGCGGAGAAAAUCGGCAGGAAAAAGAGCGCAAUGGUAAUUGGUGUGACUUUUACUAUCGGAUGGGCUGCAACAGUUUUUGCCAGCAAAGUUGGUGUUCUCUACUUUGCUAGAUUUGUGAUUGGUAUUGCCACCGGUGGCAGUUGCGUUGUUACUCCGAUGUUUAUUUCGGAAUUCGCAGAGAUGUCAAUUAGAGGACUGCUGGGAACGUGUUUUCAACUGUUUUUAACGAUUGGCAUUCUGCUGGUUUUCGUGGCUGGCACACUCAUAUCGUGGGUGAGCUUAAGCUGGGUAUGUGGAGUUGUUCCAGUUGUAUUCGUUGUUGGAAUGUUUUUUGUUCCGGAAAGUCCGACAUGGCUGUUGAAACAGGAACGGCACACCGACGCAACGCUUGCACUGAAAUGGUUUUGGGGAAAAUAUUGUGAUGCAAAUGCAGCCAUCCAAGAAAUCCAAAAUGAUCUGGAAGCGUCUGGCGGUUCUGGUACGAUCCGAGAUUUGCUUAGGAACCCCACCAACCGUAAAGGUUUCAUCAUAUCCAUAAUGCUAAUGUUUUUCCAACAAUUUUCCGGCAUCAAUGCCGUCAUCUUCUUUACGGUGGACAUAUUCCAAAUGGCUGGCAGUACAUUAAAUCCGAAUUAUUGUUCCAUUAUCGUUGGAGUCGUACAAGUUUUGAUGACAUUCGCCGCGGCUGCCCUCGUCGAACGUGCUGGUCGAAAAAUAUUACUUAUUCAAAGCAGUGCCAUAAUGUGUCUGUGUCUAACCGUGUUGGGUAUCUACUUCAAGAUAAAAGAUGCCGGCACAGAUGUAUCCGCCUUCGGUUUAGUUCCAUUGGUCAGUCUAGUGCUAUUCAUCAUCAGCUUUUCGUUGGGAUAUGGACCCAUUCCCUGGAUGAUGAUGGGGGAGCUGCUGGCACCAGAAGUAAAGGGAAUUGCUUCGUCGAUCGUUGUUCUGUUCAAUUGGACGUCUGUUUUCAUCGUCACCAAAACGUUCCCGUUGUUAUUGACAUCAUGGGGUAACGAUAUCACAUUUUGGAUAUUCGCCGUUGUGAUGGUGAUCGGCACGAUUUACGGAUUCAAAGAGUUGUUCGAAACAAAGGGCAAAAGUAAUGCACAAAUUCAGUUGAUGCUUUCUAGCAAGUAACUUUCGACAAAAAAUGCCACUGACAAAGACACAAAAAUUUGAAUGCAUUUAGCGUAAGGAUGUUGCUGGAUAACACACACAAUGUAGAUGUCAACCUUUUUAUGAAAAUACUGUCGUACGCUUAGAGUCAAAAUUGUUUUUAGGUAAAUUAGUGUUAGGUCGUAGGUGGAACGAUGUCGAAUUUGUAAUG
Bradysia coprophila is the source of this 2124-nucleotide messenger RNA. Its product is annotated as facilitated trehalose transporter Tret1. Gene Ontology annotation, molecular function: sugar transmembrane transporter activity. Gene Ontology annotation, cellular component: membrane. NCBI's taxonomy places the organism in Eukaryota, Metazoa, Arthropoda, Insecta, Diptera, Sciaridae. Gene Ontology annotation, biological process: carbohydrate transport; transmembrane transport. The record is from RefSeq and is a predicted model, not a curated record.